This is a messenger RNA of Penicilliopsis zonata CBS 506.65, 557 nucleotides long. RefSeq lists its product as hypothetical. Gene Ontology annotation, molecular function: RNA binding. The transcript is spliced from 2 exons. Lineage: Eukaryota; Fungi; Ascomycota; Eurotiomycetes; Eurotiales; Aspergillaceae. The coding region runs from base 89 to 550 and encodes 153 amino acids. The record is from RefSeq and is a predicted model, not a curated record.
AUAGUAUUAUAUCCAGACGGAGAAGGCCAGUUCUUCCAGGAAAGAAUACAGGAAAACCCCCAGAAGAAGAGCUGUUUGGAAGAACACGAUGAGCGAAGCCUCCCGCUUGAAGAGCACCAUCUACGUGGGCGGGCUGGACCAGGCUGUGACGGUGAGAACACUGGCCGAAGCGUUUGUGCCGUUCGGCGAGGUGGUGGACAUUACACUCCCUAAGCCGGAUCUACCGAACUCUGGCGACCUGCACCGGGGGUUUGGCUACGUGGAGUUUGAACUGCCUCAAGACGCAAAGGAAGCGAUCGAUAAUAUGGACGGAAGCGAGCUUUACGGGCGAACGAUCAAGGUUGCCGGCGCCAAGCCGCAGAAGGAUAGCAAUGAAGGGCUGGGAAGCAAGACGGCGAUUUGGGAGCAGGAGGGAUACCUGGCGAAAUACGCGGUUAGCGAAGAGGACCGGCUUGCCGCAGAGGAAGCUCGAGAGGCCUCCAACAAUCGGCCACAAGACCCGAUGCAAGGGCUAGAAGAGCUCGAUGUGGCAGGGCCGAAACCCGAGUAAAAAAAAA